UCUCAUCGGGUACUUUUCCGAGCUUUUACAGAAUCACGGUGUUCCAUAUUUAUACAUCGAUUAUUGAUCGACGCAUCCGAAAAAUCCCCCGGAUUACCAGCUAAAUCUCAGCUAUUGAUUUAAGUAUCGAUGAAUUCGCUAGUUGAUAACGAGCAACGCAAAUAGAAGACCGAGACAAUGGCGGAGAACGAAACAACACUGGGCGGACAAGAACUGAGGGAACUUACAUUCGGAUGGACCGAUUACUCCUUGUUCAGCGGUCUCUUGGGGAUCAGUGUCCUCAUAGGGAUUUAUUUUGGCUGUUUCAGCAAGAAACAGGAUAAUACCACUGAAUAUUUACUCGGAGGAAAAACAAUGUCCUGUUUUCCAGUGAGCAUGAGCUUAAUUGCCAGCCACAUAUCUGCGGUCUCUCUGCUCGCUAUACCGGUCGAGGUGUAUCAGUAUGGUACACAGUACGCUGUCUGCAUUUUUACAGCGACCAUAUCGUGUGGCCUCAUCUCGCUUAUCUACGUGCCCGUAUUUUAUCAAUUACAAUUGACCAGUACCUUCGAAUACCUGGAGAUGAGAUUCACCAGGCCAGUCCGGCUGUUUGCCUCGUUUCUUUACUCGCUUUCUCUGGUCAUAUACGUCCCCUUGAUCAUCUACGUGCCGGCCCUAGCAUUUUCGCAGGCGACAGCGAUCAAUAUUUACCUGAUCACGCCGGUGAUCUGCAUCGUGUGCAUAUUCUACACGACUAUAGGAGGCUUGAAAGCCGUUGUAUGGGCGGACACCAUCCAAAUGACCGUGACGCUGGGAAGUCUGUUUGCCGUGUUCAUUUUGGGCACCAUAGCCGUGGGCGGUGUGUUCGAGACUUGGAGAGUGUCGGAGGAGGGUGGCAGAAUAAUAUUUUGGAACAUGGAUCCCAGCCCGUUCAUCAGGAACUCCUUCUGGGGCAUGUCGAUCGGGAUGACGACGACGUGGCUGUCGGGACUCGGCAUCAGCCAAGUGUCUAUGCAGAGAUUUCUGGCAGUACCGAACAUCAGAGAAGCCCACAAAGCAAUAGCGUUUAUGGGCCUGUGUAUGGUCAUCAUGAAAUGGGUGUCCGUCUUUACCGGCCUCAUAAUGUAUACCAGGUAUCACAGCUGCGAUCCCAUAAGUACAAAGAUUAUUUCCAGGAGCGACCAAUUACUUCCGUAUUACGUGUUAGACGUCGCGGCGAACGUCCCGGGACUUCCUGGUCUUUUCUUGGCCGGUCUUGUUAGCGCUGGCCUCUCCACGAUGAGCGCUAAUUUGAACACAGUGGCCGGCACGAUUUACGAGGAUUUCAUUGAUCCGUGGCUGCCAGAUUGCAGCAAUAAAGAGAGCAGAGCGGCGAAUAUCAUGAAGGGCAUCGUGGUUGUCGUAGGAUUAGUUUGCAUGAUGCUAGUUUUCGUCGUAGACCGUUUAGGCGACGUUUUCCGAGUUUCUCUCACUCUGCAUAGUAUCACGUCUGGCGCGAUGUUGGGAAUUUUCACCCUGGGAAUGAUAGUACCGUGGGCUACGUCGAAGGGAGCAAUCACGGGUGGAUUACUUUCCAUGCUCUUCAUGGUAUGGAUCAUCGUUGGCGCUCAAGUGAGCAUGGCCCAAAACAAAUUGAACUAUCCGCCUCUUCCUACGUCCAACGAGGAUUGUUUGAACGUGGGCGUUUCGGUUAAUAAAACAACCACGGGAACGGGUUAUUCCCCGCCGAGUGACGACGACGACAAACCGUUCGUGCUCUUCACGAUAUCGUUCAUGUAUUACGCGUUGGUCGGCUUUGUGAUCGUGAUGGUAAUAGGAACGAUAGUCAGUUUCAUCUUCGGAGCCAACGAUUUGAGGACCAUCAACAGGAAUCACUUUCCACCGAUUAUUCAGAGAUUCUUGCCGCCGGAAAAGUACACCGACGUCCCGAUGCACUCGAUUCCGAACACGUUGGUGUCGAACCCGGAGAAGGAAAAGCUGAACUCGUGAGGCGAACGUAACUCGCCUUACUCCUCUCCGGCACUCGGUGUUCUACCGACACCAUACGCUCGUAAAGCGAUGUAAACGCCGAUUAAAUCCGUACGUUAGAAUGAAAUAAAAGCUUCUUUUUAGUAAAAACUCGGAGCCGUUAAAGACAAACGAAUCUCCGAGCGAUAAAUAUCGGAGCACAGUCGAAAAGGUGGACCAUUUGUCAGAAGAAAGCUCUACAUAACUGGCUCGUCCCGGGUUGAAAGCACCCAUUAGGCCCUCGAUGAGGGUGUCAAAUUGACUAGAUUAUAUAUCUGUCCCACGCAUCUCGAUACAAACAACUCGUCUAAACAUCUGGAGGAACGAUGCCUAUCGGAUUAGGACGAAUGGAAAUGCGGAGGGUGUUUUUUGUCCAGUCAUUGGUCGAGUCGGUGCCGAAAAUCCGCGAAAGACCGAUCGUGAAGCGUGCACGACCACGGUUGCACGUGUCUGCACAGGCGAAAUUCAGAAGGCACGCGAUUCACUUGGAGCGAAGCAAACAAUGCUCCGCGGGAAAGUUAUCGCUCGUUUCUAUAAUACUUUCGUCAAACCCAGGGUCCGUUCGAUACGGCAUUAGCCGUUUCAUUGCGAACGUUUGAUCGUUUUACAAACGGCGAGUCGCGAGUUAGGCGAUAUACGCUUUGAAAAAUUGCGCGCGAUUUAUCGUCGAGUGGCUUAGCGUGGCCGGUGACAAUGGAGAAGACAUUACAGUUGCUGCGAAAAAUCCGCCACGAAGAUAUAUGAAAAUAACGCACAAAAGACGCGUACCAGUUGACGUUUUCACCGCGCAGCGUUAUCGGCCACGGUUCACCGAGCUAAACGUGUAACUAACGCAGCUUUCUACGCUGUCGCGUUGUUACCAAGUGUCAACGUGUUUGUACGACCAUUCGCGUUACGUUCGUUGCGUCGAAUCGUACCGAGAAGAGGAAGCAGAAAUAACAAAAAUGCUGUGUAAUUCGAUUUUCGAAGAAUCACGUCGCGACGAUGCGGAGAGGAGAAGAGAGGAGAGAUAAAAAUAGCGUGGCGCGUUAAAAUUCCAGAGUGAAAGUGAACGAAGGAAGUAACCCUUAUCAAGGAUUCGAGAUAUUAUCCUUGGCUUUGAGAGGAGCUCCGGUCGGCGGACAGAGACGAUUUCUCGGAGAGAAGGCUCGCAGGGACGUUACACGGCUGACGUAGAAACGGCACUUCUGUAUCGAACCGGAGACCACA
Molecule: messenger RNA, 3195 nt
Organism: Eufriesea mexicana
Lineage: Eukaryota; Metazoa; Arthropoda; Insecta; Hymenoptera; Apidae
Product: sodium-coupled monocarboxylate transporter 2
Exons: 9
Coding region: 178-1968 (596 amino acids)
Biological process (GO): sodium ion transport; transmembrane transport
Cellular component (GO): membrane
Molecular function (GO): symporter activity
Source: RefSeq, a predicted model, not a curated record